Culex pipiens pallens (northern house mosquito) is the source of this 2613-nucleotide messenger RNA. Its product is annotated as F-box/LRR-repeat protein 7-like. Gene Ontology annotation, biological process: SCF-dependent proteasomal ubiquitin-dependent protein catabolic process. Gene Ontology annotation, cellular component: SCF ubiquitin ligase complex. The record is from RefSeq and is a predicted model, not a curated record. Gene Ontology annotation, molecular function: protein binding. Bases 169 to 2097 code for a protein of 642 amino acids. The transcript is spliced from 5 exons. Lineage: Eukaryota; Metazoa; Arthropoda; Insecta; Diptera; Culicidae.
UGGGUUUGUUGACAAACAACGACGCCAUGAUCGGUUUUUGGACAAACACAAAAUUCAAAAUGGCGCCUUCGGCGUGGCGAUCGCGAUCGCGAGUUUCCGCGAGUAUUUUUAUUCCUUGGUUGGUGGUUACAGCGGUCGGACGGGUAUCUUAAAGGGUUGUUGUGCAAGAUGGAGAUGAUGAUGGAGAGUUACUUUAAUCUGCAUUACUAUGGGUAUGGAAUGGGUGAGCUGGGGUUUGAUUCGGACGACGAAGAUAUGGAAGAGGAAGAGGAGAAGAUCGUGGAACCGGUGAAGGAAGAGGUCGAGAAUCGAGAGUUUCCGUUCGAUGACGAUGUGUUUCAAUACAUCGCGAAGGCUCCGCGGGUUCGAGUUGGUUGGGACAAUCUUCCAAUGGAGGUACUGAUCCACGUCUUCACGUUCAUCCGACCGAGUGAUCGUAACUCGGCGGCUCUUACGUGUCGUCGUUGGUUUGAAGCCCUGCGUCAUCCGCAGUUCCUGAACGCGACCUGCUUUCACUUCGAACGGAUCGAGGUCUGCGACAGCAAGUCUCCGAUCCAGAUCUUCCUGGACAGCUUUCGGCACUUUACCAACAUCAAGCUGACGCGGGUUCAGUUCAGCGGCCAAACGGCGUUCUGGGACUUCUUCGGAGUGUACAUCCGCGAGAUAACGUUCGACAACUGCGCACUAACCAAGCCAAAACUCUGCAACAUCGUGGGCUGCCUGCCAAAUUUAGAACGUCUCAAUUUGAUUGACUGCGACGAGCUGUUCAAGAGCUGGCACCCGGUAGACUUUCAAGACAUGAUCCUCUGCAAGCGCCUUACCCACCUCGGUCUACGCAAGUGUAGCGCCUUCAACGAGGAGCACCUCAACUACCUGAUCGCGAUGGCCCCACGCAUAUCGUCCCUCGAGAUCUCCAAGUGUCUCAAGGAGCUCGACCCAAACCAGCGCGUCCAAAUUCUGUCCCACAUUCUGCGCAUCCUAAAAAAUUACAAGCACCAGAUGAAGUCGGUCAAUUUUAGUUACACCAUGUACGACGAUCUGUUUCUCAAGCAAUUCGCCGAGAUUGAGAGCAUGUCCCUGAGUACCAUCAGUCUGUCCUUCUUCGCCCGAGCCCCCAUCAAGGACCCCGGCAUCAUCGAUGUUCUCCGGAAGCACACCAACUUGAUCCACCUAGAUCUAACAUCCUUCCUAAACCUCACCGACUUUGCCCUGAUCGAGAUAGCCGAUUCAAUGCCCCUGUUGAAGACUCUCAAGCUCAACGGUUGCUGGCUCCUGACGGACUUUGGGAUUGGCGAGAUCCGAAGGCUCCGCAAGCUGACGAUCCUGGACCUGUCGGAUUGCGAUCGUAUCACCGACGAAGGCUUCAUGAAGGCAAUCAUCGACAAGGGUCGGACCAACAUGAGGGAGCUACACCUGAGUAUGCUGCCCGGGAUAUCCGAGGGUAUGAUACUGAAAAUCUGUCUGACGCUGGUGAAUCUGACCGUGGUGGACUUUUGCGGGUCGAACUGUGUGAACGAUACCUCGAUUCAGUACAUGUUUUCCUACUUGAGGAUGCUGCGGGUCUUGCGGUUGAAUGGGUGUGUUAAGAUCUCCGACGCGGGCCUGACCGGCAUCGACCUCGAGCGGCCCGCCAUCGAGAUCUGGAACGAGCAGCAAACCUUCUCGCUGGACAUGCUCCAGGGCCUCCAGGAACUGCAAAUUUCCGGCUGCUUCAAGGUCACGGACCUGGCCCUCACAACCUGCUUCAAGCUUGUCGAACUGCGCGAAAUCAACCUGUCGCACUGCGUUAAUAUCACCGACGAAGGCAUCGAGGCCAUGGUCCUGAACUGCCCCUCGCUGGAGGUGAUGGAUCUGAGCGAUUGCCACCUGCUCAACGAUCGUGCCAUCGAACUAAUCAGCAAACAUCUGAUCAGGUUGAAGGGUUUGAAGCUGUUGCGACUGCCGCUGCUCACUGCCGAAAGUAUCUACGCGAUUUUGACCAACUGCAAGCUGUUGAAGAACAUCAAUCUGAGGGGGUGCCACAAACUGCCACGGGACACGACCACGCUGCUGGGGAAGCUAAAGUCGCUGCGGAACUUGCCAAAAUAUUUUUUAUAAAGAGAAAUGUUUAAAUAAACGACUAUUAUACAAAUCAAAGCAAAUUCCUGAAUUCUCGAGAUAGUUUUUAAAAGGUCCUUAGCGCAAGUAAGGAACGCAUGCGAGCGGAGUACAUUUUCCACACACUGAAGGACUUUUACUGAUUGACAACAUGACUGUUCCAACAAAAACAAUAAACGCAAAAUUAAAUUCAGUUUUUUUUGGAUAUGACUCGAUUGAACAUGAUCUGUAGAGUUAUAGUUAUCGAAAAUAUAAAGUGUCGACUCUCUGGUUGUCAAUAACUACGGAGGCCAUCGAGACAGAUAGAAUAAGAAUCCAAAAGCCGAUUCGAUAAGAAUAUCUAAUAUAUAUUAUCUAUGUAAAGCAUGAUCAUCAUUUUGAGAUCAUAUCGACAACAAUAAAGUAUUUCCGUUAGGAAUGAAAUCAGAAGGACCGUCAAGAUAGUGAAAAGUUGAGAUAAAGAGGAAUGGAGAAAAGAAAGCAUCGAAGUAUAAAGUUUAAAAUUACUUAAGAAUA